CGUACCGUUAACCUACCCUAGGGUACAGUACAACAUCGGUCGUCGGAGCUUCGGGACAAUAUCACCCGGGAAUACCCGUAAGCACGUGAAGCGGGGCCGGCCGAUUCUCGGAAGCGAGAUGAUCUGAUAAUCUUGAUCUGAUAAUGCAAGUGUCGUAAGCGUCAUUCAAUCAUCCUCACCUCACACAAUGUCGGAAGACACGGCUGCCAGCUUGCCGUCGCCGGCUUCCAAUGCGAGCAAUGCAAAUUCAGCCCAUUCGAAUGUUUCAUCACCGUCCUCUCCUGCCGAGACGCCCACUGCAAACUCAGUGCGCCCUUCAAGCUCGCGGGUCCUCAAUCCCGCUUCUAACAGCAACAACAUAGCCCCGAGUCUAGCUAUUGCCACGACUUCCUCGCUAGUGGCCGAAACGGCUGCGCCCUCCCCUGUAGGAGGAGCUUUUGCAGGCCCGACGAGCACCAACUAUGUAAUCCCUCCACGGCCCAAGCCCGGCCGCAAGCCUGCCACCGAUGAGCCGGCUUCGAAGCGCAAGGCUCAGAAUCGGGAGUCUCAGCGGGCCUUCAGGGCGAGGAAGGCUGCGAAGCUGAAUGAAAUGAAGACACAGGCCGAGAUCGCAGAGAUGCGGUAUAGACAGGAUAUAAAUGAGAAGAUGAUGGAGCUUGCCGACAAACAACAACACUUAAAGAAUUUGGAGGUUCUCAUUGCUCAGCUGAGGGAGUCUGAGCAGAAAGCAAUUCAAGAGCGGGACUCUUGGAAGCAGAAGACGCUGCAACUCGAGCACAUGGUUGCUCAAUUGAAAGAAGGACGCACUCCCACAUCUGACAGCAGCAAGGAAUAUGUCAUGGUAGACCGACCGCCCAGUCCGGAAUGGCAGGAUAGAUUCCAAACCGUUUCGGCCUUUACCCCGGCAUCAACUGUCUCGCAAAGUUACGAAGCAACCAAGACCACAGCUAUCACUUGUGGUAGUGAAUGCAAGGAUGGCGGCCGAUGCAUAUGUCUGGAGACCAUUGUUAACGAAACUGAGGCAGCCGUGUACACGGGCUCUAACUCCCUUACCAUUAGUACAACGCGCAUAUCAGUGUCCGAUACCAAAGAAAUUCCAACAACUACCGCAUCGGACGACCCGGCGCUGUUUGCUGAGCGCGAGAUUGACUUCACGGCUCAGUUCGCGACGAAGAAAACCAGGCCUGACCCUCGCCCUUCCAUCGCUUUUCUGACCCAGACGACUGCUGCAGAAACUGCCUGCGGGUUCUGCACCGCUGAGAGCUACUGCGUCUGUCGGGAUAUGAGUCUCCAGGACAUGUCCAAGACUGAGGACGAUGAUCCUCUUUCGCCAGCUUGUACUCGCAAUAGCAACCAUGCAAACAAGGUGCCGCCACAGUCCACCAGCGCCGCUCCUUCAGGGCCCGGCUCUUGCGACGCUUGUAUGAGAGACCCGAAGCAGAGAGCAUGGUGCCAGAGAGUUGCCGAACUCAAGAAUUCUGCCAGUAGCUACUGGAGCCCUGCUUCUACUCCUCCCCGCCAAACCGCCAGCAAUGACCCGCAACCCAUGGAGCCGCGUGCCAACUAUAGCUCCGUUCCGGAGAGAGAAAUAUCAAAGUCUUCUAUUGGAUGUAACGAAGCCUACAAACUAUUCCGUGGUCGAGUUCCUACCGAUCCCGACAGUAUGGACUGGACGACUCUCAAGCCCAUCUCUUCGCAUCCGCAGAACGAGAGACUGCCUGGCAUUAACGAGUCCAGAUAUAGUGCGCUGGAGCUCGAUACUGCCAGUGUGAUAGCUACGCUGCAACAUGCGCCUGUUCCGCUGAAGCCGAGGAAGCAGGAUGGUGCUCAUGCGGAUCUGGUGAGGAUCGCGGAGGAGUACCGGAGGAGCAGUAAUUCGCCGCGGAUGUAGACUGCGGAUCUGCUACUGCAGAGGUUUGGGUCUUUGGUUGGCUAUCGUGCUCUGCGGUAGACUCCAUGGAGAGCUUCAAACCCUGAAGGAAAACCUUACCGGGAUUCGGUCUAUGGUGUCUCUCCUAGAUGGGCACUCUUAGAGAAAGCAAGACGUUGGUAUUCCAGGUCCAUACGACAGUACGACACGUCAUACGCACCCGAAGCGGGAGGAUAGGAGCUUUUUCUGCCACUCUCUAGAG
Westerdykella ornata is the source of this 2132-nucleotide messenger RNA. RefSeq lists its product as uncharacterized. NCBI's taxonomy places the organism in Eukaryota, Fungi, Ascomycota, Dothideomycetes, Pleosporales, Sporormiaceae. The transcript is spliced from 2 exons. Gene Ontology annotation, cellular component: nucleus; RNA polymerase II transcription regulator complex. Gene Ontology annotation, molecular function: transcription cis-regulatory region binding; DNA-binding transcription activator activity, RNA polymerase II-specific. The coding region runs from base 188 to 1891 and encodes 567 amino acids. The record is from RefSeq and is a predicted model, not a curated record.